Molecule: messenger RNA, 426 nt
Organism: Sphaeroforma arctica JP610
Lineage: Eukaryota; Ichthyosporea; Ichthyophonida
Product: thioredoxin-like protein 4A
Exons: 2
Biological process (GO): mRNA splicing, via spliceosome
Cellular component (GO): U5 snRNP; spliceosomal complex; U4/U6 x U5 tri-snRNP complex
Source: RefSeq, a predicted model, not a curated record
AUGUCGUACAUGCUUCCGCAUCUCACGAAUGGCUGGCAAGUAGACCAGGCUAUCUUAUCCGAAGAGGAGAGAGUGGUCAUAUUGCGAUUCGGACACGACUGGGAUCCUGAGUGUAUGAAAAUGGAUGAAACCUUGUUCGGUAUCGCCGAGAAGGUGAAGAAUUUUGCUGUAAUUUACCUCGUGGAUAUAACAGAGACACCUGACUUCAACAAGAUGUAUGAGUUAUACGACCCUUGCACCAUUAUGUUCUUCUUUAGGAACAAGCAUAUGAUGAUGGACCUGGGAACGGGUAACAAUAACAAGAUAAACUGGGCCAUGGAGCAAAAACAAGAAUUGAUUGACAUCGUGGAAACGGUGUACAGAGGAGCAAAGAAGGGACGGGGUCUCGUAAUUGCACCGAAAGACUACUCCACGAAGUACAGAUAC